Molecule: messenger RNA, 540 nt
Organism: Moesziomyces antarcticus
Lineage: Eukaryota; Fungi; Basidiomycota; Ustilaginomycetes; Ustilaginales; Ustilaginaceae
Exons: 3
Coding region: 1-540 (179 amino acids)
Biological process (GO): mitochondrial proton-transporting ATP synthase complex assembly
Cellular component (GO): mitochondrial matrix
Source: RefSeq, a predicted model, not a curated record
AUGCUUGCAUCUGCGUCAAGACCAUCAGCUAUCAAGUCUCUCUACCAGAAUGUCCUGAAAGAGGCUGAGCGCUCGGCAAAGACGGGCCCGCUCGUUUCUUACUUGCAACGGGAGUACAAAGACGUAGAAAGUGGAGCAGCAACAGAAGUCAAGGCACAAGUGAGCUCCGACUACGUCCCAUUCGCUGCGCCCGCCAAGAGCGCACAAGAGCUCCGUCAGCAGAACCUCGAGAACCUCCACGUCUUCUUGCAGAACAAGGCGCUACACGCUGAACUGCUUCAACGCUAUAACCCAACCACUGGGCUCACGGAGGAGGAGCGUGUCAGGCUCACAGCACGAAGGGUGGGUCUCGACGUGCCCAUAACCCACAACCCAUCCGCCGAGUCUUCCGAAGCGAGCAACAACUACAGAGAGAGCGCAAAGAUCGCUCAGGACCAGUACAAGCAGGACAAGGAUUCGCGAGAGGACCAGCUUUAUUCCGGCAAGGGUGACGGCCUCAACGUCGGAGGUCCGCUUCGACCGCCGGUGAACAAGGAAUAG